Yamadazyma tenuis ATCC 10573 is the source of this 690-nucleotide messenger RNA. The record is from RefSeq and is a predicted model, not a curated record. NCBI's taxonomy places the organism in Eukaryota, Fungi, Ascomycota, Pichiomycetes, Serinales, Debaryomycetaceae.
AUGCAAAUCUUUGUUAAAACUUUAACCGGUAAGACCAUCACUUUGGAAGUCGAAUCUUCCGACACCAUUGACAACGUCAAGUCUAAAAUCCAAGACAAGGAAGGUAUUCCACCAGACCAGCAAAGAUUAAUCUUUGCCGGUAAGCAAUUGGAGGACGGAAGAACCUUGGCUGACUACAACAUCCAAAAGGAAUCCACUCUUCACUUGGUUUUGAGAUUAAGAGGUGGUAUGCAAAUCUUCGUCAAAACUUUAACUGGUAAGACCAUCACUUUGGAAGUCGAAUCUUCCGACACCAUUGACAACGUCAAGUCUAAAAUCCAAGACAAGGAAGGUAUUCCACCAGACCAGCAAAGAUUAAUCUUUGCCGGUAAGCAAUUGGAGGACGGAAGAACCUUGGCUGACUACAACAUCCAAAAGGAAUCCACUCUUCACUUGGUUUUGAGAUUAAGAGGUGGUAUGCAAAUCUUCGUCAAAACUUUAACUGGUAAGACCAUCACUUUGGAAGUCGAAUCUUCCGACACCAUUGACAACGUCAAGUCUAAAAUCCAAGACAAGGAAGGUAUUCCACCAGACCAGCAAAGAUUAAUCUUUGCCGGUAAGCAAUUGGAGGACGGAAGAACCUUGGCUGACUACAACAUCCAAAAGGAAUCCACUCUUCACUUGGUUUUGAGAUUGAGAGGUGGUAACUAA